Messenger RNA from Aspergillus aculeatus ATCC 16872, 1143 nucleotides. RefSeq lists its product as uncharacterized. The transcript is spliced from 2 exons. Lineage: Eukaryota; Fungi; Ascomycota; Eurotiomycetes; Eurotiales; Aspergillaceae. The record is from RefSeq and is a predicted model, not a curated record. The coding region runs from base 1 to 1143 and encodes 380 amino acids.
AUGUCCACCCAGCUUGUAGUAGGCGUGCAGAGCUCACUCCCCGUGCAUCUGUCCGACUCUGCACCUUUGACACAGUGGCCGGGCAUGCACGGUGCUCCGGGCCAGGACGAAGGCAACUACCUUGCCGUCCUAUUCCUAGCCUGGGCGUAUAUCCUGUCUGCGCGGUGGGCGGAGAUCAUGGAGGGGGUGUCCGGGUGUACAGUUCCAUCUUCUCCUGCCGACGAGAAUCAAUCGGAUGGCCAACCCGGCGAUCACUAUACCGCUGCAAUCGAGCUUGGCUACGAAACCGACGCCGACGAAACAAACUGGCGGAGAUCCAUCCUCUCCGGAACCAGUGAUUCCAGCCCAAGAACAGCAGAGUACAACCACCGGCCCUCCCUCUCCCCCUGGUCCGUCAGCCUCGGUCAACCAUCCCGCAUCGCUGUUACAGACCACCAACUGCCCAUACCCAAACACAACAAUCCACCACCAUCAUCCCACACAGCCCUAGAAUACCUCACCCGCUUCAGCACCCACCACCGCUUCCACGCCCAAACCUCAGCAGCCCUAGCAGCAGCCCUAGCAGCAGCCCUCUAUAUCCCUUUCCUCCAGGGCAAGGGGAAAUCAAUCACCCUCCCAAUCCCUCACCAAGCCCUUCUCCUUUCCCCACUACUCACUGCCCACCCCCACACAAACGCAACUCAGUGCAAGUCUCAACCCAUCGCAAGUCACGCCCUCCUACCAUAUUACAUGACCCUCAGCACAAACCCAUGGGGCAUCCGCUCCCUCCUGCACAGCAGAUUCUCCGACGCCGAUAUAGAAUGCAAUCUCGUCAGCGCGUGGCUCCACCCCGCCUUCGCGGUCAUGCACCCACCAAUCCACGCCAACGACCUACCUGCUCUGUUGAGCGUCCUCGCGCAUCGAGCGCCCAGACUCGGUGGCUUAUGGCUCGGUGCAUUUAUUGAAGACGUUGCUGGAUCCAUUCUCCGGGAUGUGCGGGAUGGGAUGGCGGCGCUUGAUUUGAUUGCUGAGGCGCUGUCGGAGGUGGCUACGCGUGGGAUCUUCGGCUGGCUGCGCUCGAGGGGCUAUCCGGCGAGUGAGAGGGCCAUUUAUCAGCACGAGUGGCUGGCUUUGGCCAGUUCGGACGAUGAGCAUGAGCAUUAG